Molecule: messenger RNA, 1000 nt
Organism: Thalassophryne amazonica
Lineage: Eukaryota; Metazoa; Chordata; Actinopteri; Batrachoidiformes; Batrachoididae
Product: obg-like ATPase 1
Exons: 4
Coding region: 181-720 (179 amino acids)
Cellular component (GO): cytoplasm
Molecular function (GO): ATP hydrolysis activity
Source: RefSeq, a predicted model, not a curated record
AGUUGUCACCACUUUGUCUUUAUUAAGGUAAAGGAGAUGAUGAACCAAAGCCACCACUGCUGAUUGGAAGGUUUGGCACCUCACUGAAGAUAAGAAUGUAGGGGAAGUCAACCUUUUUCAACAUGCUGGCAAAGAGUCAGGCUGCGGCUGAAAACUUCUCCUUCUGCACCAUUGACCCAAAUGAAAGCAGAGUGCCCAUUCCAGAUGAACGCUAUGAUUUCCCCUGUCAAUUCCACAAACCUGCCAGGGCUCCUGAGCAGAAUCAUCAAGUCGGGCUACGCAGUCCUGCAGCUGAAGUACUUCUUCACCGCCAGAGCAGAAGAGGUCCGUGCAUGGGCCAUUCGGAAAGCAACGAAGGCUCCACAGGCUGCAGGGAACAUCCACGCAGACUUUCAGAAGGGCUUUAAUAUGGCGGAAGUAAUGAAAUUCCAGGAUUUUAAAGAGGAAGGCAGUGAGAGCGCUGUCAAGGUGAGCAGUCAGGGUGCCAGAGGAGAUGAGGGGAAGUCUCCUGUGAUCAGCAGAGCUGACAGUCGCCACACAGCUCCAACUGCAAACUGCUCUUCACCUUUACUCAGGGGAAGAAAUUACUGCACACACUCCAGCUCCACUCCUGACAAGCCGGCUGAUUUGGGCUCUAAACACGACCAUUCUGCUCCAGCUGUGCAUAUCUUUAUCACAAUGUGUCUUAACUGGCUCGUGGCACUUCUUGCUCUGAGGUAGCACUCGUUCACCCCUCCAGGCGUCUAUCAGAUCUAUAGAGGCCGCUGUUAGCUUCCAGCUCUCUGUUGCCAAAUUCCCGCUAAGCCGCCGUACCAGGCGUGAGACGGUGAUAAAAAGAGGCAAGUUAAAUACAGUGUGAAAUUCCUUCAAUAAGGCCCGUGUUACGGAUGGGGAGCACUGAAAUAUGACUUGCAUAUCUCUAUUUUUGUGCCAGCUGGUGUUUGUUUUGGCCUUUAAUCGGGGCCGUGUGGUGUUCCCGUGCACGCGCUUGUCAAAUGUG